ACACAACAAAGAAAGCCCCACCAUGCCAACUGUGGUGGUGAUGGAUGUGUCCCUCUCCAUGACCCGACCGGUCUCUGUCGAGGGUUCUGAGGAGUAUCAGCGAAAGCAUCUUGCUGCCCAUGGCCUGACCAUGCUGUUUGAACACAUGGCUACCAACUACAAGCUGGAAUUCACUGCCUUAAUUGUGUUUUCAUCCCUCUGGGAGCUGAUGGUACCCUUCACAAGAGAUUACAACACACUCCAGGAGGCGCUGAGCAAUAUGGAUGAUUACGACAAGACCUGUUUAGAGGCAGCCCUGGGUGGGGUUUGCAACAUUGUGCAGCAGGAAUGGGGGGCGGCUGUUCCCUGCCAGGUGGUGCUCGUCACCGACGGCAGCUUAGGCAUUGGCAAGGGCUCUCUCCGCCACUCUUUAGCGACUCUAAGCCAGCGGAAGGAGAACCGAUUCCCGCUACCUUUCCCUUUCCCGUCCAAGUUGUACAUCAUGUGCAUGGCCAAUCUGGAGGAGCUACAGAGCUCAGAUUCUUUAGACUGUCUUGAACGUCUGAUAGACUUAAACAACGGGGAAGGGCAGAUCUUCACUAUCGAUGGACCCCUGUGCUUGAAGAAUGUGCAGUCCAUGUUUGGAAAGCUGAUUGAUGUCGCUUACACACCAUUCUAUGCAGUUCUGAAAUGCGGUCAUUUGUCUUCGGACGUGCAAGCAUUUCCGAGGCCGGAGCCUUUUGUGAUUGACGAAGAGAUAGAUCCGAUCCCGAAAACCAUUAACACAGACUUGGAAAUAGUUGGAUUUAUAGACAUAGCGGAUAUUUCCAGUCCCCCUGUCUUAUCUAGGCAUUUGGUAUUGCCCAUCGCCCUCAAAGAAGGGGAUGAAAUGGGGCCAGGGAUUGCAGACGAUGCGGAAGAUGAGAAUUCAGCCAAUCAGAUCGCGGGCAAGAUCCCCAACUUCUGCGUGCUGCUACACGGGAGCCUGAAAGUGGAGGGCAUGGUGGCGAUUGUCCAGUUAGGGCCGGAAUGGUACGGGAUGCUGUAUUCGCAGGCCGACAGCAAGAAGAAGUCAAACCUGAUGAUGUCCCUCUUUGAGCCAGGUCCAGAACCUCUCCCUUGGCUGGGCAAGAUGGCCCAGCUUGGCCCCAUCUCAGAUGCCAAAGAGAACCCGUAUGGGGAGGACGACAAUAAGAGUCCCUUCCCUUUGCAACCCAAGAACAAGCGCAGCUACGCACAGAACGUCACAGUGUGGAUUAAACCCAAUGGCCUGCAGACAGAUGUGCAGAAGAUCCUCAGGAACGCACGAAAGCUCCCUGAGAAGACCCAGACCUUCUACAAGGAACUGAACCGCUUACGAAAGGCUGCCUUGGCAUUUGGGUUUUUGGACCUUCUCAAAGGCGUGGCAGAUAUCCUUGAGCGAGAGUGCACCCUUCUGCCGGACACAGCCCAUCCCGACGCCGCUUUCCAGCUGACCCACGCCGCCCAGCAGCUCAAGACGGCCAGCACUGGUACCUCCAACUAUGCCACUUUCGACCACAACAUCACCCCGCUGCAGACGGACUUCUCCGGCAGCGGGACGGACCGGCUGUGAGGCCCA
Messenger RNA from Euleptes europaea (tarantolino), 1579 nucleotides. RefSeq names its product integrator complex subunit 14 (gene INTS14). Lineage: Eukaryota; Metazoa; Chordata; Lepidosauria; Squamata; Sphaerodactylidae. Bases 23 to 1573 code for a protein of 516 amino acids. Gene Ontology annotation, cellular component: integrator complex. The record is from RefSeq and is a predicted model, not a curated record. Gene Ontology annotation, biological process: snRNA 3'-end processing. The transcript is spliced from 11 exons.